Molecule: messenger RNA, 567 nt
Organism: Cylindrotheca closterium
Lineage: Eukaryota; Bacillariophyta; Bacillariophyceae; Bacillariales; Bacillariaceae
Source: the annotation of a GenBank genome assembly
AUGGAUGCUUCGCAAUUGCGUUUGCGACGAAAUGUUCCUAGUGGAGGCGUGCUGCUUCCACUCCACAGUGCCCCGUCCUCGAGUAGUCUUCCCACAACCAGUGGGAUUGCAGAAAAGAGCCGAAAGCGACUGCGAAAACGAACUCGACUCAAAGUGUGGUGUACAUUAUUUCUAAAAGGAAUGUGUGCGACUAUUGUAUCUGGGUCUUUGUCGUUGAUGCUGCUUCCAUUUUCCUGGACACAAGUCGACUUUCACCACCAAGUCCAACACGAAAUGCAAUAUCUUUAUCACAAACUCGAACAGAACCGCAAAAACAAGGCCACUGGAAUUCGUGGCAAACAUGGAUCCUCCCGUCAAGUAGUCUGUCCCAAUGGUGUUACAGGAUUUGAAAAUGAUGAUUAUUGCGACUGCGCCGAUGGAAGUGAUGAACCAGCAACCUCGGCGUGUUCCCAUUUGGUCAUUCAACAGGAGAUGUUUGCGUGCAAGUCCGAUCCUUCCAAACGGAUAUACGCUUCGAGGGUCCAUGAUGGUGUCAAGGAUUGUCCGGAUGGGAGUGAUGAGACGUAA